Temnothorax curvispinosus is the source of this 3478-nucleotide messenger RNA. Its product is annotated as sodium/calcium exchanger 1-like. The transcript has 4 exons. Gene Ontology annotation, biological process: calcium ion import across plasma membrane; sodium ion transmembrane transport. The record is from RefSeq and is a predicted model, not a curated record. Gene Ontology annotation, cellular component: sarcolemma; axon; postsynapse. NCBI's taxonomy places the organism in Eukaryota, Metazoa, Arthropoda, Insecta, Hymenoptera, Formicidae. The annotation marks the transcript as partial. Gene Ontology annotation, molecular function: calcium:sodium antiporter activity.
AUAUUAUCUGAUAAUCCAGUCUUAAAAAUCUCUUUGUUGUACUUUCGCAAAACUAAGGGAAACAUUUUUAAAAUUUCAGAUAUCGCCGGUGGUUAUUUGUGCUUUAUCGUCAGCAUUCUAGGGAUCGGCGUUGUUACGGCGAUAAUCGGCGACAUUGCCUCGUAUUUCGGUUGCACUUUGGGUAUCAAGGACUCUGUCACCGCGAUUGUUUUUGUCGCCCUCGGUACCAGCAUUCCUGACACGUUCGCGAGCAAAGUGGCCGCUUGCCAGGACAAGUAUGCUGACGCGAGUGUGGGCAAUGUGACUGGAAGUAACGCGGUAAACGUCUUCCUGGGAAUCGGCGUCGCGUGGAGUAUCGCCGCCAUUUACCGUGCUUGCCACAACGAAGAGUUCCUCGUCAAACCUGGCAACCUGGCCUUCUCCGUCACCCUGUUCUGCAGCGAGGCUUGCUUCGUGAUCCUGGUGCUGCUGGUGAGACGAGUGAAGUCGAUCGGCGGUGAAUUAGGCGGGCCUUUUAUACCGAAGGUCAUCACGUCCGUGUUCCUGUUCUCCCUCUGGCUGCUCUACCUCAUCAUGUCCACCCUUGAGGCCUACGGCGUGAUCCAGGGUUUCUAAACCAAGGCCAAUAUGACGCCACAUUACGUCGGCCUAUCCACUGCUUAUAUCUUAGCUCUGGCGUCCGCCAAGGCACGUGCUCAACGAAACUAUUAACCGGACACAGAUGCGGUAUCGGGACGAUACGAUUUCGCGAAGAACGAACUCUAAUUGUGCCGGGAACUCAUAUAAGUUCAUCCUCUGAGACGAUUAACAACGAACAUGUUCGCGUGACGUACUAAAUGAAUAUGUGUAUGUAUGUGUAUGCAUGUAUAGGUAUCUGAGAAUAUGGGUGUGCUUGCGAGUGUGUCCAGGAAAAGAGAAGAAAGCGAAUCGAUGGAAGGAAGGACAAACGAAGAAGGGGGGAAAAACUGAGAAGAGAAGUGCGUGCGAGAGAAAAAGUGUGAGCUUGCCUUAAAAUAAUUCAAAGGGAGAAAGAAGUAAGCGCGUUCUAGUCAUGCCAUUUCCCCGUAAAAAAGAUUUGGCUGUUAUCAAAAAAAAAAAAGAAAGAAAAGAAGAAAAAAGAAAAGAAAAAGGAGAGAAAAGAUAAAAGCUAUAGAUAGUAUACGUAUGUACUGAUCAGAUCGCGGGUACACACACAUAUGUGUACAUACUGUAUUUAUUUAAUUCUAAGAAAUACACAGGUUUCUAUUUAAUUGGUAAUUGGUGGUAAUUGGUAAUUGAUAAUUGGUGGUAAUUUAGUAGCGGAUUGUAAUGCAAUUCUUUUUUCGUUUCGCCGGAAAACAACGUCGGUAAUUUUAUAUACGCGUAUGUAUUACCGAACGAUACUUAUUACUUUUAUCGAGAGAAUCUUUGAUGUCGGAUCGACUGUCGCGAGAGGAUCUUAGCAGGAAGGAGAAAAAAGUGCGCAAGCACCUGAGCAGAAAUGAGCGAAAAACCGUUGACACUUGUUGUGCAGUAUACCAGCCGUCAUGUGUUUCAUUCAUUGCCGUUUUAUAAAUUUUAAAAAAUUUAUUUCCGAUAUUUUACACCAGGAAUUAUGAAAUUACUAGGGUUCGCUAGAAAAAACGUUUUCCUUUAUUGUAUAAUCUCUCUUUAGUGUAAUAUAUUUAUUUUAUAUAUAUUAGAUUUAUACUAUACGAUUUCAACGAAACCAGAAUAAAACCGUGCAACGUGCAUCCAAAAGUUCGAAAAGAAAACUGCGAUCGAUCGGACAUUGCAUGACUGCGUCGAGUUGGUAAUAGAAUUGGAAAACAUAGUGCAUUUUUAUCAUUGCAAUAAUUACAUAGCUAAAACGUGCAUGAUGACCACACGCUUAUGAACUAGUCAAGUUUACUACUUUGACGCAACUGAUAACUUUGGUUGCUACUGAUGAGGGUUGCCGGACAAAUCUUUUUAUCUCCGCGUCUUUUUCAGAUCUAGAUAGUCGUUACCGCGUUAUGAAAUAGAUAAAUUGACGAAUAAUACAAAUUAAUAGGGAUUUAUUCUAAAGUGGCGUUGAUGAUUGCAUUUUUAAUAAAAUUUUUUAUCGGAAAGUUUCUUUUUUGAUACAAAUGCAAUAUAUAGCAAAAGUUGACAAAUAAUUUAAAUUUUAAAUUGGAGAUAAGACAUGGCACAUUGCUAAUGAAAUCUAGAAUCUUAGGCAAUCCUAUUGACGAUCGAUAAACGUCUCUCAGCGCGUUUAUUGUGAAAUACAUUUAUAUUUUCACGUUAGAUUGAAUUUUUAUACAUUUUUAGCGCCAACUUUUUCUCAUUAUGAAUCAGCAUUGGCAAAAUUUGUUCAACGCGUGUUAUUCAAAAAUUGACGUAGAUAGAUAAUUUAUAGAAUGUUUAUAAAUGAGUACUAAUUACGUCGAUUCACAGAUCGUUUAUCAUCACAGCUAUUGGUCAAACACUUCAUCAAUUUUCUCCAUCGCGGAUCAUUGGCUCUUGAAAAUUGCAGUAACAAUUAAGGUGUGCUUAAUUAGGUAGCAUACUGUUCAUUUAAUCUCAAAGUAGAACAGUGUAUUAGAUCCCAUGAAAUUGCAUAGUAAGUGACAUUAUUAAUUUUCUAAGCAUAUAAACGUAGGAAAUAAAAUUUUUGCGACAGAUUCUGUUCUUCGGUUUUGGAAACUUGAAUAAUACGUAAAUUACGUACACAUCAAAAGGAACGUGAUAAAAAGACGUUUUAAUAAAAGACCGAAGCAUGUGUAAUAUUAUAAAAUUUUUUUUAUUUGUGUGAUUAAUUUCGCAUGAACGCUAUUCGAGAGAUUUUUCGAGAUCGUCGUCAAUCAGUGCAGCACAAAUCGUUAGCAGACUGGUUAACCGUCUUACCAACAAGAUCGCGUUAUUGAAUACCAGCAGAAACAUAUUUACCGUUAAGGGUAGUUAUAUGAUAGAUAGUGCGAGACAAACGCAAAAUUAUAUUAGACUCACCUUCGCGAGUUGUAUCGCGACCUUCGAACGUAAAUUACAUUUGCCUGAAAAGUUACAAUGCGAAAAGUCAAAAGUCUUUUUUAUGCACAUUCUAAUUUCAGAACACUUGAAUUUUCGUCUAGGUGAUUAAUUUCGACAUUUUUCUAUAGAUAAAAAUACCAAUAUUUCGUUAUAACGAACGUUUAGAUGGAGAAGUGCGACUUUUCGCGGCUUGUUAUUUUUGAAGAAGAAAUGUAAAAUGUCCUCAGCGAGUUUAAGAGUUUGACUAUUGGUCCACACUGCCUUCGAUCGAAGGUCGCACCUGACGCGAGGCAACGGUUAUACAACAGUUAUACGAAAACAGGCAGACUGUAUCCCGAUACACACACACACACACACACACACACACACACAUUCGUUUAAACGGAAUGAUUCCCAAUACGAUAUCGCUACAAAAUUGCAUUCUGAAUUCGGAGUACGGAGUCAGCAUAUUGCGACCAGCAUUGAAUUUUACAAUUUACCGUUGUUA